CGAUGCCACUUUGGAUGUUUUGUCAUCAGUGAUAGUUCUGUGGCGCUAUAGUAAUGCCGCUGCUGUACAUUCAGCGCAGAGAGAAUACUUGAUGACUUUCUGUAUAGUGUUUCCAUUUUAAGUGGUAUCCUUUGCACUACCUUGGCAGUGAUCAAAUUUAUGUUGGGGCGUGUCCUUACCAGCAGAGCAUUGUUAACUGAUGGUUUCAACUCUCUGGUAGGAGGAAUAAUGGGAUUCUCCAUCCUUCUGAGUGCAGAGGUUUUUAAGCACAAUGCCUCUGUCUGGUACCUGGAUGGAAGUAUAGGAAUUUUAAUUGGACUUAUAAUAUUUGCCUAUGGUGCCAAGCUACUUACUGACAUGGUCCCCCGUGUACGGCAAACACGUCAUUAUGAAAUGUUUGAAUAGAAAUAGUGCUACAUGGACUGGAAAAGGAUCGCGGAAAGUGACAACAUCCUACAACUUGGCAAGGGGUGCCAAUGAUAUUUCACAGAACAUGCA
Molecule: messenger RNA, 498 nt
Organism: Euleptes europaea (tarantolino)
Lineage: Eukaryota; Metazoa; Chordata; Lepidosauria; Squamata; Sphaerodactylidae
Gene: TMEM163
Product: transmembrane protein 163
Exons: 4
Coding region: 160-405 (81 amino acids)
Cellular component (GO): synaptic vesicle membrane
Molecular function (GO): zinc ion binding
Source: RefSeq, a predicted model, not a curated record